Messenger RNA from Symbiodinium sp. CCMP2592, 5079 nucleotides. The record is from the annotation of a GenBank genome assembly. NCBI's taxonomy places the organism in Eukaryota, Dinophyceae, Suessiales, Symbiodiniaceae.
AUGGUUUCCUUGGCUUUGGCUUUUUCGCUGAUGUGUCUGGCGAGAAGCUUUGUGAAAGAACUUGUGAGAAAGGAGACGGUGGAGCGCGUAGCUCCAGCUGAGGAAGAGGUGCCAGAACUCUGGUACUCGCCUUACGGAGAGAAGACCCGCGUUUCAGGAAGAUGUCAUGGCCUCAGGAACGCAACCAGUGUACACCGAGCACUACCAUGCAAGUACUGCUGCCCCGGUGGACUGCGAUCCCGGGAACAACGCACCUUCGAGUACAAGAGAACCUUUUUGGAAGCAGCAGGAAAGUACCUUUGGCUAAAGGUCUUCAUGGUUGUGGUUCUCAUGGCCAUGUCAUGGUUCAUGGUGUUUGAAGUGAACGAGACCUACGGCUACCCGUUGGCCACGAACCGCAUGCUGAACCACAGGAACAAGGUCCUCAGCCUCGACGACAAGAACCCUAAGAAGAAGCAUGUGAUAAAGGAGAUUACCCCAGCAGAUGUUAUCAACGUCACGAGCUACCUCAAGAAGACGAACGUGCACUCCGAGUUCUACAAGAACAGAAGAAGCCUUGAGCCCGUCGUGAGCUACGUCGUGCGGACGUGUUUCGAGAAGGAAGUUGCACAGGUCAGUUUGCAGCGUUCUUUUCAAGAAGCGGGCGCUCUCAACAACGACAUCCUUGAGAAGAUCAACGCAGUCGAGAUGGAAAGUGAUCUUCACCAAAGAAUCGAAGUUAUCCUGGAUUCUGGCGCAGACGACGCACAAGGAAAGGCAAUAAAGACGGAAGGCAGAAGGAUGCUGAACUUAACGUUCUUUGAUGACGACGGAGGCUUUUGUCGCAUUCAGGAAGCCUUCACCGUUGCCUCGGUGAUCAACCCGCUGAUGGCCAUAGGCAAGCUGUUUCGAGAAGGUUGGGAGUUGCGAGUUAACGAAGAAGAAGGUAUGUGUCUUACAGAUGGAAGCUCAAGAAUACCAGUGCAUCUCCACAAGAACAGCUUGGCAGCCUACGCCUACGUACAAACUCCUUCAAGAAGCAAAGGUUACAGCAGCAACAACUACAAGAUGGUUCGCACUGUUGUCCAACUCAACAAGCACGUUCAGGAAGCAGUGAACAAAGAAGAACCUGGUUGGCACAACACAGACAGCAUGGUGAUCAAGAGAGAGGAUGGAGAGCAGUCGAAGUUUCAAGAAAGUACUCCGAGAAGGCAGACCCUUUUGAAGAGUUUGCUGAAGGAGAAAAGGAAGUGGUUACAGCCAUUUCAGCAAAGCCAAUUCCACUUUGGAUCCUUGGCACCCCUUACGCUGCCGGAGAUCGAGCAGACCAAGAAAGCCAUGAUGGAUCUUGAGAAAGGAGAAGUUGUUCGUCACCACGUAGUACCAAGAACUGUUUUGUUUGACCCGACAGGUGUUUCCAACUGUCCUGUCCUCCUUGGAGAUCUCGAGAACAGCAGGUAUACCCAAGGAGACUGCAUCUACAGUACAGAAAUCUACGAACACAGUGACGACUGGAGAGCAGACCGCUUACCUCUACGUGAACACUUUCGUUUGCGGUGGUUUGGUCAAACAAGGUUUCGUGUGAAGCCAGAAGUUGUUGAAGACCUGAAGGCAGAAGCUGCAGCAGAGGAGCUAAAGCAGAAGAAAGAAGACCACUACAAAGAGAAGGAAGAUUCAGCAGCACCACCAGAAGCAGAGGAAAGCAAAGACGAAGAGAUGAGAGAAGCACAAGCAGACCAAGAAGCACCACAAGAAGUUGUUGAAGUUUUGGAGGAAAGCUUCUACCACGAAGGCGUCGAGUACACAGCACAAAGGAGCAGUCUUAAAGAACUACAAGCACUUUGCAGAGAGUACGGAGUGAAGACCACAGGAAGCAAGAAGCAGCUCUUGAAGAGGCUAGUCACAGCAGUCAGAGAAGAAAGGCUCAGCACGCAACACAAGGAACAACGGGAACACCACCAAGCAUACCACUUGGCACCACCACAGGAACCAACGGAAGAGGAGAGAGCGUACCACAACUUGACGCACCUUCCGUAUCAGCCCUGGUGUCCUCAUUGCGUUGCUAUGAAAGCACGAGAAGACAACCACAAGAAAGGAUUGAGCAAGCCAAGCAGCUCUACGGAUUCCGCGAAGCCCGUCAUCAGUUUUGACUUUUGCUAUACAAGCACAGGAAGUGAAGAGCCACCAGCAGUGACUCUUGUCGCUGUGGACAGCUGGAGCAAGGCAGUUCUUGCGGUGCCCUGCAAGAGGAAAGGAGGUGCAGGAAGCACGACGCAUCUCGCGGAAGCACUCGUGCAGUUCACCACGCAGCUCGGGUACAACACCCUCGUUCUCAAAGCAGACAACGAGAACGCAGCCAAAGCACUCAAGGACAAAGUACAGAAGGAAGAACGCGAACAGCUCGAGAACGACGAGGCCGCUAGCGACCCUCCGAGUUCGGAGGACAGCAGUGAAGAGCAGCAGCGAGCACUUGAAGACAGAGAGGAACAAAGCGAAGGCAGCAGCAUGAGUGUGACGAGAGACAGAAAGAGAAGAGCUGAGGUUGAUGACGACACCCUUUUGGAGGAACUCAGAGCAGUUGAACCACUCACAGCCUCAGCAGAAGCACUUUCAGCACCAGCUGAACCACGAGCAGAAGCAAGCAAGCACAGCCUUGAGCCUGAGGAACCAAGCUCACCCAGCAAGCUACGAAAGCAGGUCAACAGAGCAGAGGAAACAGACGGUUACCUCAACAUGUCUCAUGAUGAUGAAGUCUACGAAGCAGAUGAUGUGUUUGUGUACGAGUCGGAAGAAGAAGAAGAGGAGACAGAGAGUGAACCAACGGAAGUUUCUACCAAGGCCCCUGUCGAGUUCUUCGAUGAGGAGAAAGGACCACCGAACGUGGAUCCAGCUUUUCUUCAGAAGUUGGAUGAUGAAGCUACAGUCAAAGAAAUCAAGAGGUUAACAAAAAUGGGAGUUAUUUCGUUGGUUUCUACGGAUCCUCAGGAAGCAACUGAGAACGUACCUCUGGUAGACUCGGAACAAGAACUUCACAAGUGGUUGACAACGAAGUUGGUGAAAGAUUGGAGGUUCAGAGAAGCUACAGGUUUUGAAGUUGAUGAAGCCACAGCAGGAACAACAAAGCCCAAGCAGAUUCAGAGAAUUACAAAACUGGUACCCAUGUUGGCUCUCGCCAACAAUUGGGCGAUCUACAGUGUCGACGUGAAGGUCAGCGCGACGCAUCCAGUCUUUGGUCAGACUUUUGUGAUGGUCUUUUGGUGGAAGAGAAGUUUGAGCGUUGUACAGCAGUUCCAGCACUUUACCGUCUUCUACGACAAGGAAGAAGAAAAGGCACAAGUGGUGAGAAGACUCGAGAAGAUCAUGAAGAACAAGAGCAGCAUGUUGUUCGCACUUUCGAGUUUGUUUGCAAAGACUGAGGCAGCCUACGUACAACACGUACCUUUCGCCGCAGCUCAAGAAGUAGCAAGCUCACAAGAAGUCCCAAGCAGUCCUGGAAGCAUGUCGCUUCUGGAAGUCCUGGUGACGCUCGCCAUGGUGUGCAUGGCGGCAUACUUUGUCGUCAACGAGAUGAGAAAGCCGCAGAAGCACAAGAAGUCUAAGAAGGAAGAGAGGAACAGCAGUGAAGAAGAAGAAAGCAGCAGCUCAGAAAGCAGACGAAGAGCCGAAGACAAAAGAAGGAGGAAGAAAGCAGAGAGAGAAGCGAGGACUGAAGCUCCUGCCGCUCAGGUGAACUACGACGUGGACUCCUUCGACGAGGCAAAGAAAGAAGUGACAGAGAGAGCAGAGAAGUUGAAGAAGGUUGAGGAAAGCCUGGAGAAGGAAAAGGAGGAGUUCGAAGACCGAAAGACAGAGUUUGAGGAGACAGUGAAAACGUUUUUGAAGAAGCAGAAGGAGGUGAAGGAAAAGGAAGACAAAGUUACAGAAAGAGAAGAGAAGUUAGAGAAAGACCAAGAGACCCUCCAAGAGCAAGCUAAGGCCUUAAGCGAGAAGGAGACAGCCCUUGAAGAAGCUGAGGAGAACGUCAAAGCAAAGGAAGCAGAGGUUGAGAAGAAGAAGAAAGAGGCAGAGAAGAGAGAGAGAAAAGCCCAGGAAAGAACCGUCGGGUACGACCAGGAGAGAGAAGAGUACGCCAAGAAGUACGUGGACGACGCAAAGAAGGACUUGGAGAGAGAGCUUAAAGUGCUAAAGCAAGAAGAGAAAGUAAGGAACCAAAAGCUCGACGACCUCCAGUACGACUACAAGAGUCUCAAGGACGACUACCAGUACUUCAAAAGUUACUCGAAGGAAGUGGACGCACUUCUACUUGCAGCUAAGGACAAGAUCGUGAAGUACAAGAAGAAGGUCAAAAGCCUCAAGGAAACCAUAGGUGCAGCCUUGUCUGGAAGCGAAGGUGAAGAAGAGACAGAAGAAGCGUACAAGACCAAAGCAGAAGAAGAGACAGAGAAGGCAGAGGCGAAGGCAAAAGAAGAAGAGCAGAAGAAAGGAAAAAGGCCAAAGCAGGUAGAGACAGAAGACCAAGAAGAGAAGCCUUCAAGCAACCAAGGAGACGAGAACACUUUCGACCCGAACGACAUAGCCGAGUUCACGCAGCUUGGCUACGUGUGGGAGUUCAACAAGAAGACGCAAGAGUACCGUGCGAAGUGCGAGGACAAGAAAGGAGCCCCAAGAAUCAAGAACGCUCCGGUGAAAGGCCGCCUCCUUUGGAACAAGGUGACGGAGUGCUACAGAAGGCACAACGUGUGGUUUACAGACGGAAAGGAAUUGGAUAAAUUCUUCGAGACCAAGGAGAACGAGAAGAUCGAGGAAGAGGUGCAGCGACGCAUCGGCAUGAAGGGCAAGAACGACAACACAGGAACCAAGGGAAAAGGCCCUUCCUGGGACGACGGACAGAACGACAGCUGGUGGUACAACGAGCAGUGGAACAACGAGAACUGGAACACCACCGACGACGGCAGCAACUGGUACGAGAACGCGAACCCGCACAACAAAGGCUACUGGCAGUCGCCAGAAGAGUGGGCGCAGCAGAACCAGUGGGACCAGUGGACACCCAAAGGAAAGAGCAAAGGCAAGAAGUCCAAGAACUGGACGCAGACCCAGUGA